This is a messenger RNA of Sinocyclocheilus grahami, 884 nucleotides long. RefSeq names its product utrophin-like. Gene Ontology annotation, molecular function: zinc ion binding. Gene Ontology annotation, cellular component: plasma membrane. Lineage: Eukaryota; Metazoa; Chordata; Actinopteri; Cypriniformes; Cyprinidae. The record is from RefSeq and is a predicted model, not a curated record. Gene Ontology annotation, biological process: synaptic signaling. The transcript is spliced from 10 exons. Bases 4 to 873 code for a protein of 289 amino acids.
GACAUGUGUCUCAACUGGCUGCUCAAUGUCUACGACACGGGUCGCAGUGGGAAAAUUCGAGUUCUGUCCAUGAAGAUUGGUCUUCUCUCUCUUUGUAAGGGUCACCUGGAGGAGAAAUACAAAUGUCUGUUUAAUCAGGUGUCAUCGGCGGGUGAUACGUGUGAUCAGAGGCAGUUGGGUCUUCUGCUGCAUGAUGCCAUUCAGAUCCCUCGACAGCUGGGCGAAGUGGCGGCCUUCGGCGGGAGCAACAUCGAGCCCAGCGUCCGUAGCUGCUUCCAGCAUGUGACCAAUAAGGUGGAGCUGGAGCCAAGGCAGUUUAUUGAUUGGAUGAGGCUGGAGCCACAGUCGAUGGUUUGGAUUCCUGUCCUGCACAGAGUGGCGGCAGCAGAAACGGCCAAACACCAGGCCAAGUGCAAUAUCUGUAAAGAGUUCCCCAUCGUGGGCUUCAGAUAUCGCAGUUUGAAGCACUUCAACUAUGACGUUUGCCAGAGUUGCUUCUUCUCUGGUCGCACAGCGAAGGGUCAUAAACUCAACUACCCCGUGGUGGAGUACUGCACACCGACCACCUCAGGAGAAGACAUGCGAGAUUUUACCAAAGUCUUAAAAAACAAGUUCCGCUCAAAGAAGUAUUUCGCGAAGCACCCUCGCCUGGGAUACCUGCCCGUCCAGACGGUCCUAGAGGGAGACAACAUGGAAACUCCGGUCACUCUCAUCAGCAUGUGUCCGGAGCAGUAUGAGCUUUCUCCAUCGCCACAACUCUCUCAUGACGACACACACUCACGGAUAGGGCAGUACGCCAGCAGGUUGGCACAGAUGGAGCGCUCCAAUGGCUCUUUGCCCACCGACAGCAGCUCGGCCACUGGAAGCAUGUGAUGAGGAACACA